ACGUCCGACCCGGCCCGCUUCCCUGUUUGUUCUCCGUCCCCUCCCCUAGGACCGCCGGUCCGCCGCCGGUUGCCAGACACAUCGCCCGAGCGGCGCGGCGCAUCCAGGACGACGGGCGCGACAGCGACUCCGCCGACCUAGCCAGUCGCCCAUCCAUGGAUGCGCUCAUGGCUAACUACGCAUCCGGCUCUGACGAUGACGACGACGACGAUGAGCCGGCGACGGUCGCGGACGGCGCCUCGGGGCCGCCGCAGGAAGCUUCCGCGCUGCUUCCUCCCCCUCCCCUCGACCUUCUCCAGUCCCCGAACUUCGUAGAUUACUCGACAAUUCCACAGGGGAGUCGCAUCCGGAGUUUCCCCCAUGUGGAAGGCAACUACGCGCUGCAUGUCUACAUCCCUGUGGUCAUUCCUUUCAACGCAAGGAAACAUCUGACCCUCGUUAUGAGAAGAGUAGCAUCACUUGUGCCAGAUCUCUAUGCUGUAGAUGCGGAUUACGCACUUUCGGAGUUGUGCAAAGAUGAGCAAAAACUUGAGAAAGUGCUUCUCGGCAGGGAGUUCCAUGUAAGCUUAGGAAGAACUGUUGGAAUUCAGGUGCAUCAAAUUGACUCCCUCGUCGCAAUGCUUCGUCAGAAGUUUCAGUCACAACAGCGGUACUGGAUGGACUUGAACAAAUGGGAGCAUUUUGUCAAUGAUGAUUCUACACGAUCAUUUCUUUCACUAGAGGUUACAAGAACUGGGUUACCAGAGAUCAGUAAACAAAUACAUAUGGUUGAUGAAGUAUAUCGAUUGCACGGUCUUCCUGAGUUUUACAAGAAUCCCCGGCCACACAUAUCAUUGGCGUGGGCAUUGGGUGAUGUUAGCUCCAAACUGAAGCAGGCAACUAAGGAGAUUGAAAAAUUUGAAAACAGCAUCAACUUAUCUAAAAACUAUAAUCUGAGGUGCAAUUUCAGUCGUAUAUUGUGUAAAGUAGGCAAGAAGGUCUACGAUAUCUGUAAAAUUGGAGACUGAAACGACAUUUUUGUACACUUACCGAGUUUUGUAGAGUCAAUACCCUUGGUUGUAACAAGUAACUAAAAAUGUUAUGUGUUUCAGCAGCAUUUAUUGUUUUGAGAACUA
This is a messenger RNA of Hordeum vulgare subsp. vulgare (domesticated barley), 1115 nucleotides long. Its product is annotated as U6 snRNA phosphodiesterase. The coding region runs from base 156 to 1007 and encodes 283 amino acids. NCBI's taxonomy places the organism in Eukaryota, Viridiplantae, Streptophyta, Magnoliopsida, Poales, Poaceae. Gene Ontology annotation, biological process: U6 snRNA 3'-end processing. Gene Ontology annotation, cellular component: nucleus. The record is from RefSeq and is a predicted model, not a curated record. The transcript has 7 exons. Gene Ontology annotation, molecular function: 3'-5'-RNA exonuclease activity.